Molecule: messenger RNA, 2634 nt
Organism: Mycena citricolor
Lineage: Eukaryota; Fungi; Basidiomycota; Agaricomycetes; Agaricales; Mycenaceae
Source: the annotation of a GenBank genome assembly
UCUACUCCCACCUACCAGUGGAUUUUGUGCGCAUUAAAUUGCAUUUAUAUUGCAUUUACCAUCUUCUUUGCUCUCACUUGAUCAUCAUGCCUAGAUAUUCUGCUCAGUUUCCCAACCUGACUGGAGAAACGGUCGACGGGGGCCGCCUGAAGCUCGUCAAGGUUCUCGGUUCCGGGUCAUACGGAAUCGUCUACCACGCGCUCGAUACGACAUCGCCGGCCGCUAAGCCCGACUACUACGCCGUCAAGUGUAUGGGUCCGCCGUCCGAUCGAGUCACUCAGGAGCUCGAGCUUCACUACGCCUGUGCCGACCACGACUCCGUCGUCACACUCCACAGGCACUUCGUGGAACGGGACCAUGUGUUCGCGGUCCUGGACGUCAUGCACUGCAACAUGUGGCACCGGAUCGACAACGGUGCGUACUGGAGCGAGGACUUACUGAAGCAGACGUUCAUCAAGAUCCUGGACGGUGUGCGGCACAUCCACGAGUGCGAGGUGGCCCACCGGGAUCUCAAGCCGGAGAACAUACUGUGCAGCAAGGACGGGCUCAAGGUCGGGAUUUGCGACUUUGGCAUUGCCGUGGACAGCACCAAAUUGGGAAUGACGAGCGCUGGCGGGACAUUGGCUUAUAUGCCUCCUGAGGCUCUCGCCCUAGGGCAGACGGCCGAUUUCUACGACCCGCAGGCGGCUGAUGUCUGGGCGCUCUGCAUCAUCAUCUUGAACAUGAUCGGUGGUCGCUGUCCAUGGGAAACAGCGAGCCCCUCCGACCUCGCCUGGAUGACCUACGUCGCUGACCCUGCGUACCUCAAGUCGAAGUUCCCCAUCUCUAACUCACUGUACCAGCUCCUGUCCCGUGGGCUCAACCCGGAUCCCGCCUGCCGUCCUUCGGUCCUCGACUUGCGGUACGAGAUUGGAAAGAUGAAAAAGCUGUAUUGGAGAGAGGAGAUGGACAGCAUCGCCGCCGUUUCCAUCGCUCUUGCUGCUCCUCUCCUCUCGAAAGCGAAGAAGUUGCUCCACAAGGACCAAGUUUCUCGCCUGCCUCCUCCGCAGCCGCCCCUCCUGCCCUCUCUCUCCAAGUUGCCGCCGCCCGAGUCCCAAUCGUGCUCCUCCAACUCAUCGCUGGCCGCCCUGUACAGUGUAGACCUGUCCAGUUUCCGCUUCUCGGAGCUCCUCGCGUGCCCCCGCACGUCGACAGAGUCGUACGGCUGGGUCGCCGUUUCGCCGAUCCUCGAUUCUGAGACAGACAUGGUGUUUGCACCCGUCCGGAAUGCCGUCAUUUCCACCUGCGCGUCCAUUCCCGCGUGGCUCGACAUCGAGGCCGACGCUCCCAAGGCAAAGUCCGCGCUGCCGCUGGCCGGCAUCCCGCGCCCCCAUGUCGUUCCCGAGCGGCCCCGGCUCGGCCACUUCUACCCGCCCAAGCUCGUCCCGAUGCUCUCCAGCGUGUCGGAGAAGAAGUCUAGUCCCAUCCGUCGUCUGCGGCACUGGCUCAAGCGAACGCAGUCUGCUUGAGGGGUCAGGUUUCUAGGACUCGCGGUGAGUGAAUAUCGUAUGCUGUGUUAUUGACCCGGAUAUUCUAGCCUGCCGUCUUGCUCUUGCCGUGCAUAUUGACCGUCGUAGAUCCGAAUCCGCACUUCGAUUUCGGCCGGAUGUCUCAGACACACGAGUGUCCGCUCUCGUCCACAUCUUUUGAUGUUUGACGCACCCAUGCUAAGUCUUGUUUCCUCCUUUCCUCUACUCUGAGGGAACUGAGGGAUUGGCCAUCCCGAUGAAGUUCUCGAGGAUGAGAUCCCUUUCUUCUGUCUGAGCUAGCUUUCUGACUGUGUUCUAGAUAAUGCCUGCAAGUCACUACAUGUUCACUCCCAGAAAAGCUAAGUCCACUUUCACCUGUGCCCGGAGGGGGUUGAGAGACCGGCCAUCUCAAUGAAACCCUCGAGGAUGGGCUUCUCGUUCACUCUGUGGAGCCCGUAAACUAAUUGAAAAGUUGCAGAUACAAUCGCGUCAUUGUCUUGGUCUUCUCCGUCGAAUCAUUCAGUGUGUUCACCAGCUCAGUUGAUUUCCCUUGGCGCUCGGAGAGGGUCGAGAGACUGGCCAUCUCGAUGAAACCCCCAAUGAUGGGCUUCUCGUUCGUCAUAUCGAAGAUGUUCGCUGACAGAUCUCUCGCAGGUGGAAGACAGAGCCAAUCGCACGCCGGCCGAUCCGCCCAUCGCCUGAUUCCCCAUCUAACCCAAGCUCAGCAUCCUCACGAGAAAAGAUGAGUCGUCUCUUUCUGCUAAACGCGGCGCUCAGAGGCCGUUGAGAGACUGGCCAUCUCGGUGACAUAUCCCAUGACGAGCAAUCCGUCUGUUCAUGUUACGCCUCGCGCUGACCAUCUUCUGCAGUCUCGCAGGCAUGAAGGGAAGUAUUUCAAGGCUUGGGUAGCUUCCGUUUCGGGUGCUUUGCCCGCACUGCUCACGGGUCUCGCUUUUGGAUGUUCUGCUGGAUUCGAUUUGUGGCGGGCGUUUAUAGAUGUUGUCCAUGUGCACAGCAAUUGAUUGCUCCGUUUUCUCGCAUCCCUUAAGUACUGCUGCCCGGAACUGUGAGCGGAGAUCUGACCGAGGGACCAAUGGCUGGAACCUCCCAUUGACUCACACCGAAU